AUGUGGUGGCCCGUCGGAGGUCGGAACCUCGCGCGGAAGGUGGUGCGCAGUUGCGUGCGGUGCACACGAUUGAGACCGACGACGGUCACUCCUAUUAUGGGGAACUUACCCAAAGAACGUUUAGAUCCAGGGUUUCCGUUCUUGCGUUGCGGCGCCGAUUACGCUGGUCCAAUGUUUACGUUGAACCGUAAAGUUGGCCGUCCACUGACUGCACCUGUAACGGCCGAGGUACACGACGUGCCUGCUCAUUGCCUCACACGAUACCAGCGUCUUGAGCAAAUCCGACAGCAUUUUUGGAAGCGAUGGUCCCAGGAGUACGUGUCCGAGCUUCAGACGAGAAGUAAAUGGCAGCAGAACAAGGGAGCCCUCAAGGAGGACAUGCUGGUCCUCAUCAAGGACGACCAUUUGCCGCCGAUGAAGUGGAAAACCCACAACAAUACCACGUUUGGAGUUGUGUGGUGCAUUAUUAGGGACGCGACUCUUUCAGAAGUCAGAGCCGUGCACCUGGAGCUAGUGUCCGAUUUAACUAAGGAGGCCUUUCUUGCGGCCUUCAGCCGGUUCAUUAGCAGAAGGGGCAAGCCUCAGCGCGUGUACUCCGACAACGGCUCAACAUUUGUAGGAGCUUUUAAUGAGCUUUCACGCUUCAUACAGGUUUCUUCUAAGCAAAUAGAGUCUGAUCUUGCAAAUCAGGACAUACAGUUUAAAUUCAUUCCUGCCUAUUCCCCACAUUUUGGUGGGAUAUGGGAAGCGGCAGUAAAAUCAACAAAACAUCUACUACGUAGAGUCUUAAGUCUUACUCACUUAACAUAUGAGGAGUUGUCGACAUGCCUGAUUCAGAUAGAGGCUAUUUUAAAUUCCAGACCUCUAACGCCUUUAUCAUCGGAUCCUUCUGAUCUUUCUUUUCUUACUCCUUCCCAUUUCCUCCUCGGGCGAGCUCAGAGUUCGAUAAUCCGACCUGGACUCACCGAACACAACAUACAUCGCCUGCAGCGCUUCGACCGCAUCGAAAAGCUGCGUCAGCACUUUUGGCAGCGCUACUCUAAUGAAUACGUAUCUCUUCUGCAGCAACGCACCAGGUGGCAGACCGGCGGUCAAGACCUCAAGGUUGGAGCAAUGGUCCUUGUACGAGACGUCAAUCUUCCGCCUCUUCUGUGGCUACUUGGAAGAGUAGUCGCUGUCAAACCUGGGACAGACGGGCGCAGUCGAGUCGCCGACAUACGGACGAAGAAGGGCACCAUAACUCGUGCCUACAACAACAUCGUGCCGCUUCCUCUUCAAUGACAUGUUCCCGGGGGAAUAUGUUCCUACGUCUCAUCGGGCCGCGCGGCGCUGGCGGGCAAACCGGUAGCCCCCG
Messenger RNA from Aricia agestis (brown argus), 1354 nucleotides. RefSeq lists its product as uncharacterized. The record is from RefSeq and is a predicted model, not a curated record. Lineage: Eukaryota; Metazoa; Arthropoda; Insecta; Lepidoptera; Lycaenidae. Gene Ontology annotation, biological process: DNA integration. The coding region runs from base 1 to 1281 and encodes 426 amino acids. The transcript is spliced from 4 exons. Gene Ontology annotation, molecular function: nucleic acid binding.